Molecule: messenger RNA, 2412 nt
Organism: Brienomyrus brachyistius
Lineage: Eukaryota; Metazoa; Chordata; Actinopteri; Osteoglossiformes; Mormyridae
Gene: rhoh
Product: ras homolog family member H
Exons: 1
Coding region: 141-728 (195 amino acids)
Biological process (GO): small GTPase-mediated signal transduction
Molecular function (GO): GTPase activity; GTP binding
Source: RefSeq, a predicted model, not a curated record
AGUUCACCUACAGUGCGAGAAGAACGUAAACAGUGUUAGAAGCCAGACCAUGGCCUCUCUUACCUGCCUGUGAGCUUUCUCGUUACUUCGUUUUUUUUUUUCAAAUAAAGGAGACCCCCCCCCCCCCUUCCUCCGUAGAGAUGAACGGGAUGACGGAAACCUCAGUCAAGUGCGUGCUGGUGGGCGAUUCGGCAGUCGGAAAGACAGCCCUCCUGGUUCGGUUCACCUCGGAGACGUUCCCGGAUAGCUACAAGCCCACGGUUUACGAAAACACGGGAGUGGAAGUCUUCAUGGACGGCGUGCAGAUCAGCCUGGGUCUGUGGGACACGGCAGGCAAUGACACCUUCCGGCAAAUUCGGCCCAUGUCCUACCAGCAGGCCGAUGUGGUGUUGCUCUGCUACUCGGUGGCUAACAUAAGCUCGUAUGCCAGCGUGCGUAAUAAGUGGAUCGGUGAGGUGCGCGCCCACCUACCCAGCAUUCCUGUGCUGGUGGUGGCCAUGCAGACCGACCAGCGGGAAAUGGGCCCACAGCGGGGAAGCUGCGUCACUGCUAUGGAGGGCAAGCAGUUAGCGCGGGACAUCCGGGCCAAGGGGUACCUGGAGUGCUCGGCGCUAAGCAACCGCGGGAUCCAACAGGUGUUCGAGUGCGCCGUGCGGACGGCUGUCAAUCAGGCCAAGAAGCAAAACCGCCGUCCGCUGUUUCGCAUCAAUCAGUGCAAGAUCGUUUAGCUGCUGGUCAUUUUGUCUAUGUCAUAUCGAAUUGGUUUUCCAUUCCCCCGAAGACCACAGGCUAACGACAUAUUUUAAGAAUGUGCUGGACACCUGUGCUCAAACUUGGGAUUCUUAAUUGUAAUUUUGACCUGCUUUCUGUUGUGGCUUGACAUCGAUCAUUUAAGUUUUGAAGUUUUUGGAAGUCUUGUUCACCGUCUGCAGUGAAACACGGUCAAAGGAAUAAAAUGUUUUUAUUUUUAAAAGCAAUGUGCCGUGUGGGGGGAGAGGAGGGGGGGCAAAACCCCUCAAAUCUUUAUUCGCUAAAGUAUGGAUGAACAGUUUAAUACAGGAUGUCGAUGAUAUGGAAACCAAGAUAACACCUAUCAGCAAACUAAAUGUUAUUUAACGAAACAUCGUUUUUCUCACACACCUCCAGCGUGGUUAUCAGCUCAGAAAGUCAGACUUUUUCCCAUUUUUUGAAUUUCUAUAAAUUUAUACAGUUAAAAGGCAUGUAAAAUUUUAAAACUUGCGAAAGUUUUUUUUUAUUGUCUUGCUAUUUCUCCAAAGGAGAGCUGACACGUCUUUUGUGUCUAUAUGUUGUCUAUAAGCGAUGAUUAGGCUACACGUUUCGUGUAUUUUGAGUUGUACAACAACUGUAAAUAAAAACAGCAUGAUAAAUAAACACAGAGUGAGGUGAAGGCAGGCGGCACACGUCAGGAUUUUGGUAAAUGGUGCUUUAAGUGUUUUUCUUUAUGUCCCAAAGAGAGAGGAACAGACGCUUCAAAAGUCAGACCAAAUUAGACCAAUGUCUGAUUUUUUGAUGUACAUGCAGAAUUUAUACAUAUAUUCUGCAUGUCAACAAAAGAAAUAAAAUAAAUAUUUUCCACAUUUUUUAAAAAAAAACCCCACCAAAUUCUCAACUGGGAAGCUCUUAAAGUCACUAAUAAAUAGAGUCCUCCGCUGUAAAAAUAGUUCAUUAAUAUUGUACUAUUUAAUGUAGUUUUCUCACAUUUUGGGGUCUUUUUGCGCAUGAAGUUAUACAUCAUUAUAAUACUGAAUACUCUCUGAAAACAGUUAGGGGCAGAAAUGUUCAUAUUGUACAUAUAUAAAAUAACAAUAAUCACUUUGAUUUGCAUAGAUAUUAUAAUUAACAUGUCAGUUAUUCCUUUGCCCCCUUUGUGGAAUAUUUUCUGGGUUGUUUAAGUAAAUUUUUUCAAUGAGAUGUUCAUAUUAGGGAAUAGCACUAGCAUAAGUGUUUAACCUGGUGAUGAAAGGCGCCCCCUGUUCUCACGCCAUCUGGUUCCAGUUUGCGAAUAACAGUCAUAUUUAAACUGUAUAACGUGUAUUAUGUUUUUUUUUACCUUUCGAAUAGACAUGUCAUUUCAGUUAAUUAAUUAGUAAUUAACCAAAAAUAAGAUUCUGGACACAUCUGGGCCAGGCAGGUGUUAAGAGCUCUGUGUUAAGCGAAACAUCUGAACAAACAGCUAUGGACCCAAAGGGGAAAUUCGCUGCCAGACUGAAACAUAUUUAAGUGUGAUUGAUGUUUCACAAUGGUAAACACUAAGGUCCACGGAAAGUGAGAAAGUUCACCAUGAACCUGUGUUAUGUGUAAGUGAGUUAAGGGAUUUUUUCCCCCUCUUUCUUUUGAAAAGUAACUCUUAUGUCUGAUGAAAUGCUAAUAAAUUCUAAGCAGCGGAAAUAA